Molecule: messenger RNA, 7165 nt
Organism: Mizuhopecten yessoensis (Yesso scallop)
Lineage: Eukaryota; Metazoa; Mollusca; Bivalvia; Pectinida; Pectinidae
Exons: 2
Coding region: 31-5061 (1676 amino acids)
Source: RefSeq, a predicted model, not a curated record
AGGGCUGCUGUGAUUCCAAAUAAAGUGGCCAUGACAGCAGAAAACGUUCAAGAGUCUAGUCCAAUAGGAAAAGUCGAAUUGUCAAAUCCUACAGAAAGAGCUGAAAUGUCAAAUCCAGCACCAAACGCUGAAAUGUUGAAUCCAGCAGGAAACCUUGAAAUGUCAAAUCCUACAGGAAACGCUGAAAUGUCAAAUCCCACAGGAAACGCUGAAAUGUCAAAUAAAGUUACAAACGCUGAAAUGUCAAAUCAAGCUACAAACGCUGAAACGUCAAAUCAAGCUAAAAUCGCUGAAAUGUCAAAUCCAACAGGAGACGCUGAAAUGUCAAAUCCAACAGGAAACUCUGAAAUGUCAAAUCAAGCUACAAACGCUGAAAUGUCAAAUCAAGCAGGAAACACUGAAAUGUCUAAUCAAGUUACAAACGCUGAAACGUCAAAUCCUACAGGAAACGCUGAAACGUCAAAUCCAACAGGAAACGCUGAAAUGUCAAAUCCAACAGGAAACUCUGAAAUGUCAAAUCAAGCUACAAACGCUGAAAUGUCAAAUCAAGCAGGAAACACUGAAAUGUCUAAUCAAGUUACAAACGCUGAAACGUCAAAUCCUACAGGAAACGCUGAAAUGUCAAAUCAAGCUACAAACGCCGAAAUGUCAAAUCAUGCCACAAACACCGAAAUGUCAAAUCAAGCUACAAACGCUGAAAUGUCAAAUCCUACAGGGAACGCUGAAAAGUCAAAUCCUUCAGGGAACGCUGAAAUGUCAAAUCAAGCAGGAAACGCUGAAACGUCAAAUCCAACAGGAAACGCAGAAAUGUCAAAUCAAGCUACAAACACCGAAAUGUCAAAUCAAGUUACAAACGCUGAAAUGUCAAAUCAAGUUACAAACGCUGAAACGUCAAAUCCUACAGAAAACGCUGAAAUGUCAAAUCAAGCUACAAACGCUGAAAUGUCAAAUCAAGUUACAAACUUUGAAAUGUCAAAUCAAGCUACAAACGCUGAAAUGUCAAAUCCAGCACCAAACGCUGAAAUGUUGAAUCCAGCAGGGAAACUUGAAAUGUCAAAUCCUACAGGAAACUCUGAAAUGUCAAAUCAAGCUACAAACGCUGAAAUGUCAAAUCAAGCUACAAACGCUGAAAUGUCAAAUCCAGCACAAAACGCUGAAAUGUUGAAUCCAGCAGGAAACCUUGAAAUGUCAAAUCCUACAGGAAACGCUGAAAUAACAAAUCAAGCUACAAACGCAGAAAUAUCAAAUCCAACAGGAAACGCUGAAAUGUCAAAUCAAGCUACUAACACUGAAAUGUCAAAUCCAACAGGAAACGCUGAAAAGUCAAAUCAAGCUACAAACGCAGAAAUAUCAAAUCCAACAGGAAACGCUGAAAUGUCAAAUCAAGCAGGAAACUCUGAAAUGUCAAAUCAAGCAGGAAACGCUGAAAUUUCAAAUCAAGCACCAAACCCCGAAAUGUCAAAUCAAGCAGGAAAUGCUGCAAUAUUAAAUCCCGCAGAAAACACUGAAAUGUCAAAUCAAGCAACAAACCCCGAAAUUUCAAAUCAAGCAGGAAAUGCUGCAAAAUCAAAUCCCGCAGGAAAUGUUGAAAUGCCAAAUCCGACAGGAAACAAUGAAAAGUUUAAUGAAGCAGGAAACGCUGAAAUUUCAAAUAAUGCACCAAACGCUGAAAUGUCAAAUACUGCAGGAAACGUUGAAAUAUCAAAUCAAGCAGGAAAUAUUGAAGGAUCAAGUCAAGCAGCCAAUACUGAAACGGGCGCCGUACCCAAAACAGCAAACAUAAUACGAGAAACAUCGUCUACUGCCUCGAGAUCAGCAGCAGAUACUGUCAAGGCAGCAACGGAACAAAAUCAGAUGAAUUCUGAACCAAAUGCGUCAAAUAUGAAACCGAAAGCGUCGUCUGAAAGAACCGAACCGAAACCAGGAGUUGUUGCACCUGAAACGGUGUCGGUUGUAUCAACUGGAAGUGUAUCUACCUCAGAAGUGGUUGAUAAGGCUCAUAAUUCCCCAUCACAAAAUGCUGCAACUGCAUCUUCAAAUAACCUAAAAACUGCCGAGGUAAAUAAUCAACAUUCUGGUGUGAAAAAUGUAGCUUCGAAGCAGAAACAAUCCUUGUCUGAAAACAGUGACAUCAAAUUAACACAGUCUUCCGUUACUGAAAAUAGAUCACCCAGCACAGAUAUCGUUGAAGCUAAGCCAGUGGUUAAAGAAUCUGUGCUAAAGAAAGCAAAAACAACGAAGAAAGCGGCAUCUGCCAUCCCAGCUACUAAGAAGAGUAAAACGAGCACAGAAAAUAAGAUAUUGGCAAGGCUAUCAAAGGAAAGUAUGAACCGAUUACAAAAACUUAUUCUGUCAAAGACAUCGAGAAGUAAAACCAUUCGCAGACUUGCUCUGCGUACCUACGUGGAAAAAGCUAGAGAAGAUGGAACGACUUCAGAGUCAAUAGUAGGAGAGACAAGGUUAGAUCAGUUCCAAAUGGAUAAAUUCAUGAAACUGAAAACAAAAUUAGUUACAAAAUUAAUAUUUGGCGUGUCAAACUUUUCCGAUGGAAUGCGCAAAAAUGCAUUGAAGGUAUAUCUAAAACUGAAUCUUCUUUCGUCAGACUUGGAGGCUAAAACGAAAAAAGAUCAAGAUGCAAUCAAAGUUCCCAUACCCGGCAACGUAAAAGUCGGUGAAAACGUUGCACCCUGGUCACAGGAAAAUGAAAACUCGGAUUUUCCAAUGCAGACACAUGCAAAGCCAAUACAUCCAAACUUUCUUCAGCCGCAGCCUGAUGUUUCGUCUACUAUCAAAAAGGACCCAGAGGUGCAACCAACAGGAGGUAAUAUGGAAACAUUGACAAUGAACAUGGACAGUAAAAAGGAUAAAGAUGCAAUCAAAGUUCCCAUACCGGGCAACGUAAAAGUCGGUGAAAACGUUGCACCCUGGUCACAGGCAAAUGAAACCUCGGAUUUUCCAAUGCAGACACAUGCCAAGCCAAUACAUCCAAACUUACUUCAGCCGCAGCCUGAUGUUUCGUCUACUAUCAAAAAGGACCCAGAGGUGCAACCAACAGGAGGUAAUAUGGAAACAUUGACAAUGAACAUGGACAGUAAAAAGGAUAAAAAUGCAAUCAAAGUUUCCAUACCCGGCAACGUAAAAGUCGGUGAAAACGUUGCACCCUGGUCACAGGCAAAUGAAAAUUCGGAUUUCCCAAUGCAGACACAUGCGAAGCCGAUUCAUCCUAAUAUAAUUCAACCACGGCCUGAUGUUUCAUCCACUAUUAGAAAGGACCAAGAAGUGCAAUCAACUGGGAGUGAGACGGACACAAUGGCAAUGCACACGGACGGUAGAAGUAAAAAAGAUAAAGAUGCAAUCCAAGCUCCCAUACCUGGCAACGUUAAAGUCGGUGAAAAUGUUGCACCCUGGUCACAGGCAAAUGAAAACGCGGAAUUCCCAAUGCAGACACAUGCGAAGCCGAUUCAACCUAAUCUAAUUCAAUCGCAGCCUGAUAUUGAAAAGGACCAAGAGGAGCAACCAACAGUGGGCAAAACAAACAAACAGCAUGCUGCUAGUGCGUUAUCAGCCGUCGAUGUUAAAGUUGGUGAGAACGUUGCACCGUGGUCACAAGAAAAUGCAAACUCAGAUUCUCCUAUGCAAACGCAUGUAAAACCAGAUCCACCAUCUUUGCUUGCUUCAAUGACUUCCGGUAAAAAGGACAAAGACAUGCAAUCAUCUAGCAUUCAACCGUCACAAUCUGAAAAUACUGUCCAGGAUGGUCAAACGUCUCAGAUCAAUACGGUUCUCUCCCAGGUACCGGAAAUAUUUGUUCAAACUUCUGCGGGAGGUACAAUUGGUUCACAAACUGAACAGGUUCCAGCGUCUGAUCAUAAUGUGAACUCUGUACCGGAUGAAGGCAGAACCACAACAAAAACUGCCGAAGAGCCAACUUUGCGGGAUAAUCAGGUUGCUGGUCCUGGUGUAGAACAUGGAACAGCAUCAACAAAGAGCUCAUCUAAUAAAGUCAUCCAAACCGCGUUAACAAAACGCGCUGCUGACCAACAGACACCCACAAUGAAUGAAGAAGCACAGUUGCAAACCGCCGAAGUGAAAACACAGCCUGAACUUGACCUAGAUAAGCCGUUCUCUGCUCCAAUUGAUGAACAAGUGUUGCCAGUCAAACGCACAGAUGCAAUUAUCGCACAGGACCUACAUCAUCCGCUUACAUCUUCUUCGUUCAGGAAGACAUCUCAUGUCCUGUCGACGGGUGACCACGUGCAUCGGAAGGGGACGUCCAGCGGUGGUGCGAUCACUGACAGGGACAUUUCAGCUGUUGUUUCGUCCUUUUUCUAUGUUCCCGAGUCAAUUUCACUAGAAAAUAUGCAGUCGCCACUUGGAACAUCUACCUUUGAGACGGACGGUAAACCAGUUUCGGACCUUGUAAUGGGAAUCAAUCAUCAAGCUUCUGUAAAGGAGCGUGUGCCUUCCGUUAGUACGGAAACUGGUCAACGUGCGAAUGAUCUUGUCAACAUUCCAGAUUGGUCGAAAGCACAACAACUAUUAAGCACUAAUAUAGCUGCUUUUGACAACCCAUUGAAUGAACAUAUAUCAGGAAUGCAGCUCGUUGUUCCUAUGAUGAGGGACGCUGCUGACAAUAAUGGUUUGAAUAGAGAACAGAUUCCUGUUGACAGAAACCGCGUGUUUUCAUCAGAUUCUUUUCCUUUUGUAUCGCGUUUCAAUGGUUUGGCAAGUAACUUUCCUAUUGAGCAAACAUCAGGCAUUAUGCAAUUAGUAAAUCGCAGAAUGGCGUCGCCAGGAGGUAUUUUUAAUUCUCUCGGCGAGUCAGCAACAACGGACAUAUCAGGGAAUACACAUAUGCAACUAAGUGGAAUUCAUGAAAAUGCGCCUGUACAACCUGUGGAUUUCAGUACUGUAUUUUCUAUGGACCCAUUACAAUCAUCUACCUUCAUGAAGACGCCGAACGUUGUUUCAACGAAAGAAAACAUGCAACAGAAAACCCCCAGUAGUGCUUUAAUUUCAGACAGGGAACUUGCAAGUGUUGUGUCGUCAUUUUUCCUUUAACGAUAAUUCUUUCGUUCUGCGAACCGUAAUAUGUUUUGCCCUUCCUCUUCUUUGUCCAUUUUGUUUUUGUCUACAUUAGUGUGAUCCCAACACGUUAACGAAACGGGCAGCAUUGCAUUGUGUGUAACUAGGUACUCACAGACUUACCGUAAAUGAGUUAAAAUAUGGAACUUUUUCAUUUAUAAAAUAUCAAAACGUUCUAUUGGGUAAGUUAAACGAUUGCACCAUAAGGGCAAUUGACAGUUGAUUAAAUGUCAACACAAAGCAAACUUUUUUUAAUGUCAAAAGAGCGAAAAAUAAUAUUUGAGAGACAAUUUAAAAGGAACUUUAGAACAGUUAAAGGGACCCGUACAUUACGUAACCUCGUUAGUUCGUACAUUUUUCUUUCUAAAGAAAUCGGGAUAACGAUGUUUUUUUGUGAGGAACAUUAUAUUUUGUAGAAAGAACAUUUGCUAAAAUAAUAAAUAGUGCAAUAAAAUAAAUAAACAGUGAAGGUGUUUUUUUCAGAAUUUGACGUGAGGAAAAAAAGUUUCACAAAUAAAUUAUAGUCUUGUCAGCGUAAAGUCAUGGCAUUAUAUAGCAUGGGAUGUUUCAUUAUUUAAUAUAUGGGAAAAACAACAUCGCACUUUUUUUUUUUUUUUACAAAUCGCGCUAACAUCCGGACCACGAGUGAUUGAUAUGAGUUAUAUAACUUGUAUCAUAAUUGUUGUAAAAUAAACAAAAAAUGUAUACAUGUCAUGUACUGCGCAGGCUUUCUAUAUACUUGAAACACUUUAUCUGCACUUAUUUUAACGGUAUUCUGAUUUAAGGGCUUUCCUGCUUUACAUAUUAAGCUAAAUUAUGAAUGAGUUCAUUUAAAUUUCAGUAUGUAGUUUCCUGUUGCAUAUCUUGUCAUUUUGUCAUUUCAUUAAUGCACUUAGAUGUCGACAUUCGAUAAUACGCUAAAUGCUAAAUAAUACGACACUUGUAUUGUACAGCGCAAUUUUUUCGAAUAUAUUUCAUGGAUAUGUUUGCCAUUGAUUGUUUUUAUCAUAGAUUGCACUCCUAUAUUGUGUAUUUUUUUUAUACUUUUAAUGCACAGCACAUAUUUUGUAAGGUGUUCUAUUUACAUGUGUUUUGUGGAGGUUUUGUACCAAUGCACUGUACAGCAUGAUUUUGGCAGAUAUGUAUACCAAAUUUCGUACAGCGCUUAUUUAUACAGGAGGUUGUUUUAAAGGUACGGUGCUGCACACAGCUUAAUUUUCGUUACAGCUUUAACUUGCAGGCACUCAAAAGCGAUGAUUUUCCGCAGAAAUAAUAUUUCGGUUUAUUCACAACUUAAACAGUUACGUGAACACCACAAAACGUCAAGGAACGAUUGUUCGAACCGGGAGUGGUGACCUACAGCGGUGUUGUGUGAACUUUAAAUCCCGCAAAUUUGUUUCAUGAAUAAAAAAAACCCUCGGAUGUUUAAUCCUGCCAUAUUAAAGUAUUAUACCGUCCAAAUUUCGUUGAUGAUCCUAAUAUUAGCCUUUCACUUAUUUCAUCAGCUUCUUUAUUAAAAUAGUUGGCAAACCGAACAUAAUCAAACGUGUUUAUCAUGAUCGAUUAUGUAUUUAGUAAACCAUCGAUCAAGAAGGCUUUAUAUUGACAAAGCGAAAGUAGAAAAUAGGUCGAUCUACUCGUGCAAAUAGCUAACCUUCAAUGUCAUGAACAUAGUUCUCAGCAAAAUUGCCCUUGGAACCUUCCUCUCUUAAUUUGCCCAUCCUGCAAUCAACGAUAGCGUCAUUUUUCUGCGCCCUCAGCCUCGUUUUUAAUUCAAGAUGGCCGCCGCAUGAGAAAACAUGUAAUGUCAAUGCAGUUGUAAGUGGGUAAACACGCACUAGUAAGCAGAAGAUUGCCUGAAAUGGACCCAUAAAACACCUCUUUCUGUCGGUUUAUAUAAUUGCAAUUCGGCUCAAUAUUGAGAUAAUGGACUAUAAUCUAUUUUUGUUCAAAGAGGUGGUUUGUUUUGUAAAUAUUGAGAGUUUGUGAGAGUUUUAAUAUGACAACAAACAAAUGACAUAACAAGCAAUACCUGCUCACAAGAGCAGAUAACUCUGCAAUACGAAAAGACGGAAUAAAA